AUGUCGUUCGCCGUAGAGCUACCUGGAGAGGUAGCUCCUCUUACAACUGAAGAGGUGUGCCGAGCGCUGAAGUCUGCUGUUUGUUCGGAUAACCACAGUAUACAAACUGGAGCUCUGCAACUUCAAGCAUGGGAGUCACGGCGGCAAUAUUUCACCUUCCUUCAGGCAUCUUAUUUUGAUAAAUCUUUAUCCUUGGAAGUGCGCUACCUAGCAAUUAUUCAAUUGAAAAAUGGCAUAGACAAAUAUUGGCGAAGAACUGCUACAAAAUUUAUUGUGCCUGAAGAGAAGGCGCAUAUAAGAUCUCGUCUUCUGGAAGGGUGCAUUAAAGAGGAAGAAAAAAAACUAGCAGUGCAGAGUGCACUCGUAGUUUCAAAAGUUGUAAGGAUAGAUUUUCCGAAUGAAUGGCCCGAAGCCCUUCCGGAUUUAAUCAAGGUGAUCCAGGUUUCUCGGCGAACAAAUCAGCUUCAUUUACAGAGAGCGUUGCUGAUGUCACUCCAUAUUGUGAAAGAAUUGGCAUCUGCACGCUUACGAGCAUCUCUGGCCAAAAUCACAUCAAUCAACCAGGAGCUCUUUUUUCUCAUAUGUGAAAUAUACCUCGAAAGAGUCACUUAUUGGGCUUCCUUUUCAUCGGAACAAGCCUCGCAUGAGAAUGGAGACAUUGUGGAAGCAAUGGAAACAAGUCUACUUGCACUACGGACUUUAAGACGAUUAGUGAUGAUUGGGUAUGAAUCCCCUAAUCAUUCAAAUGACGUGAAGGUGUUGUGGGAACAAGCUCAACAACAAUUCGGGCUAUUUUUUAAGAAGGUGUCACAUCUGCAGUCUCCAGUAUCUCGUGGAAAUGAAAUAGUAGAAAAGCAUCUUCUACAGCUAUCUAAACUUCAUUUGUCCAUGGCAACUCAACAUCCCGUUGCCUUUGUUCACCUCCCUGGAUCGUUUAAUUUAGUGAGAGCGUACUGGGAUCUAGUUACCCAAUUUGGUGAAUUAUAUAGCUCAGAGUUUCACGAACACAGUGAGACAUCUUUGAUGGAUGAUAGUCAAGCAAAUCUCAAUAAGCCUUUAUUAGAGAAACUGUGUCUUAAAGGUCUUCAAAUCAUGCGAGCUUGUAUAAAAAUGGGCUACAGCCCACUGCGGUACUUUCAAUACACCAGUGCUAAAGUCAAAGCCGAGCAAAAAGAAGCAAUUGAGCUAGUCAAAUCUGAGCUCUUAACCGUUCCAUUAAUCCAGCAUGUUGCAAAUGUAAUAGUUACAAAGUUGUUUUUACUUCGACAGACUGACCUUGACGCGUGGGAAGAAGAGCAAGAAGAGUGGGUCGUAAGAGAGGAAGGUAAUGGAGAUGCUUGGGAGUUUGAAUUGCGACCGUAUUCGGAAAGGCUAUUUACGGAUGUGAUCAUCAAUUUCAAAGAUAUGCUCCUAAACCCAUUGCUCUCAUACUUUGGAUCAAUAGCAAACAUAGGAUCCGACUCCAUUCUUGCGAAGGAUGCUAUAUACACAGCUAUGGGACUAUCAGCCCCUAUAGUGUUUCAAAGUUACGAUUUUGACUCAUUGAUUUCAUCCACACUUGUUAAUGAUGUUCAACAGAAUGGGCCCAGCUUUAAGGUAUUGCGAAGGCGCAUUGCCAUUUUAUUGAGCCAAUGGAUCGUUAUCCAGAUUUCCAGUGAGAACAAAGUCAUCGUUAAUCAGAUUUUUCAGCAUCUUCUCAAGGGUGAGGAUGAAACAAACGAUCUCGUUGUCCGUAUCUCUGCGGCAAGACACUUCAAACUUGUUGUCGAUGAAUUUUCGUUCGAUGUUGCACAAUUCCUUCCGUUUGCACCUGAGAUUUUGGGUAGAAUCAUGACUCUCGUUCAAGAGGUUGAUCUCUGUGAGACAAAGAUAGCUAUUCUCCAUACAAUUCGCGUUAUUACCAACCGUCUUGAAAAAUACAUUAUCCCUUUUGCUGAUCAAAUUGUUGCAAUGCUUUCCUCGCUCUGGGAAGUUGCCGGAAAAGAAUACCUACUGAAGCAAUCGAUUUUUAGCAUUCUCUCCACACUCGUUGUCUCUCUCCAGUCUGCUUCAGAACGCUAUUAUUCCAUCAUGAUUCCUCUUGUGGCGAAUUCUGUGGCAUCAGAUUCGGAGUCUCGAAUCUAUCUCUUGGAAGAUGCGCUUGAUCUUUGGACCAAUAUUCUAGAAACAAGUCAAUCCUCUGAUACUCCCACUAUUUUAUCUCUUGUGGACUCUAUAUUUCCACUGCUCGAGCUGGGCUCGGAAAAUCUUCGCAGUGUACUUCAUAUCCUCGAAUGUUACUGUAUUCUUGCUCCCAAAUACAUGCUUUCGGACACCUAUCGUUUCCGUACCUUAACAUAUAUGAAUUCUCUUCUCGAUGUCAGUAAGCGCGAUAUAGCUGGUCUAGUAACUUCAAUUGUGGAGUAUCAUAUUCGUGCUGCGGAAAAAUAUGGAGGAUUAGAAGGACUAACUCUGAUCUCCCAAGACUUGCUUAAAACUGGACUUUUUGCUCAAAUUCUGGCCGGCUUACGAGACUCAUGGGAAGCUCAUGAGACGAGUGGAGUGAACAAGAGAUAUCCAAGGCAUACUGAUAUGGUAGAGACGGACUACUUGACCAUCCUCGCGAGGCUCAUUAUGGCUGACCCACGUAUAUUUUUUGACAUGGUAUCAUCGCUAGGCUCCUUUGAUGAGGUUUGGACAUGGCUCUCGACCGAAUGGUUCCGCCAUUUUGACAACAUGGCGAGUAUUGAACGACAGAAGUUGUCAUGCCUAGCUCUUACGCGCCUGCUAGAACUCCCAUCUCCGGUGCUAGAUCUACUUCUCCGCAAAAUUCAAGACUUCCUUGCAAUGUGGACACAGGUCAUCAACGAACUAAUUGAGGGUAGUGAAAAAGCUGUAGAUUGUUUAGUAUGGAUUUAUGAUGGCAAUUAUGGAAACGAGACCUCAGACGUAACAAGACGGAACGAUUGGGCCCAGACUGAUGUGGUGCAUAAAAUCUCGACGUGGGAUUUUGUCAAGGAAAAGAUGUCACAUAUUGCUCAAGCAGUUGGCGGUAAAGAUAUAUUUGACAAGGACUGCCUAGCUAAUGUUGAUAAAGAAGUUUUGAUGGGUUAUUACGCCAUCGGUACGGACUGGCAGGUUAAAUGA
Blumeria graminis f. sp. triticale is the source of this 3126-nucleotide messenger RNA. NCBI's taxonomy places the organism in Eukaryota, Fungi, Ascomycota, Leotiomycetes, Helotiales, Erysiphaceae. The record is from the annotation of a GenBank genome assembly.